ACGAAAUUAUUGGUUAUUCCGAUGUGUAUAUGUGUGGCCAGAAAUUAGCGAGAAAAUAUAUUUGGGCAAUGCAAGAGAAGCACAACACAAGUCAUGACGAAUUGAUCAUAACUCUUCCUUUCCUUUAUCGUUUCAUUUAGAAAACAUGGACACCGUGACACUGUCACUCCUUUCUCUCCCUCCGGUUCCGGUCCGUACAGUGUCCGCGUCUGCAUCAACCUCGUCCUCUGUCCCUCUCACUCACUCCUACUCCUGCUCGGCCAGGCAGAGGCUCUCCUCUCACAGAACAAGACUCAGUUUCCGGAAUCAUUCCUCUGCGGUUCCAAAACUUACGGUGACAUGCGGUGCGGCUGUGACGGAGAUCAACGAGACCCAAUUCAAAGACACGGUGCUGAAGGCUAACCGUCCGGUUCUUGUUGAGUUCGUCGCUACUUGGUGCGGUCCUUGCCGUCUCAUCUCUUCCGCCAUGGAAUCCCUCGCUAAGGAAUAUGAAGACAGAUUAACGGUUGUAAAGAUUGAUCAUGAUGCCAACCCGCAGCUAAUUGAAGAGUAUAAAGUUUAUGGACUACCGACAUUAAUACUCUUCAAGAACGGGCAGGAAGUUCCAGAAAGCAGAAGGGAAGGUGCAAUUACAAAAUUGAAACUUAAAGAGUACGUGGAUGCUUUAUUGGAAUCAAUAUCAGUUUCAUAGUCAUCAUCAUAUUCAUACAUGUUUCAAAGUUCUGACCUGUGCUGGGAGACUUGCGAUAUAGGAGCAUAUCUGUUUGUUUCCAUAUCUUGUAUGAAACAGUUUAACAGGUUUAUACAGUUGUAUAAUCUAUAUAAUAUCUGAAGCUGCAAAUACAGCAUAAUGUGGUGAAGGAAGGUUGUGCUAAAGGGUUUCUACUCGGGGCUGGGAUUCAGUCAUUCUAAAUCCAAAAAUAAAAUUUGUUAGAGACAAAUACGAAGAAAAAUAAAAUAAAAAUUGAAAAAAGACAAGUAUUUGGCUGGGUAAUUGGAUUCCAAAAUGAUGGCAUCCUCUCAGUCAGGCUCGUGUUCAGUCCUUGCAGCGGAGUUUUGGGGAAUUUGGCAUGGAUUACGUCUAGCUUGGAAUCAGGAUUGUUGUGUAUUUUGAUUUUGAUUUUGAUUCUAGCAAUGCUAUUAAUUUUUGCUAACUGAUGACUGUUGCAA
Glycine soja is the source of this 1170-nucleotide messenger RNA. Its product is annotated as thioredoxin X, chloroplastic-like. NCBI's taxonomy places the organism in Eukaryota, Viridiplantae, Streptophyta, Magnoliopsida, Fabales, Fabaceae. The record is from RefSeq and is a predicted model, not a curated record. The transcript has 2 exons. Gene Ontology annotation, molecular function: oxidoreductase activity, acting on a sulfur group of donors, disulfide as acceptor. Gene Ontology annotation, cellular component: cytoplasm. Bases 146 to 691 code for a protein of 181 amino acids.